Homo sapiens (human) is the source of this 9939-nucleotide messenger RNA. It is a transcript of the gene FMN1, whose product is annotated as formin 1. Gene Ontology annotation, cellular component: nucleus; plasma membrane; cytoplasm. Gene Ontology annotation, molecular function: SH3 domain binding; microtubule binding. Gene Ontology annotation, biological process: actin nucleation. NCBI's taxonomy places the organism in Eukaryota, Metazoa, Chordata, Mammalia, Primates, Hominidae. The record is from RefSeq and is marked reviewed.
CCCAAGACCUACAUGGAAUAAUCAAGAAAGUCAUAGAGACAUUAAUCAAGAUCAUCAAAUUGUUGGAUGGAAAACGAUCUCAAACUGUGGGAAUCUUGAUAUCUAGUUUACAUUUAGAAAUGAAGGAUAUCCAACAGGCCAUUUUCAAUGUGGAUGACUCCGUGGUUGAUCUGGAGACCCUGGCAGCCUUAUAUGAAAACAGAGCCCAAGAGGAUGAGCUGGUUAAAAUAAGAAAGUAUUACGAGACAUCCAAAGAAGAAGAACUGAAGCUGCUGGAUAAACCUGAGCAAUUUUUACAUGAGUUAGCCCAGAUUCCUAAUUUUGCUGAACGUGCCCAGUGCAUAAUCUUCAGAUCUGUCUUUUCUGAGGGUAUCACCUCCUUGCACAGAAAGGUAGAGAUCAUCACGCGAGCUUCUAAGGACUUGCUGCACGUGAAGAGCGUGAAGGAUAUUUUAGCUCUCAUCUUGGCUUUUGGAAAUUAUAUGAAUGGAGGAAAUAGGACUCGGGGACAAGCCGAUGGAUAUAGCUUAGAAAUUCUGCCCAAACUCAAGGAUGUCAAAAGUCGGGAUAAUGGGAUUAAUCUGGUGGACUACGUUGUUAAGUAUUACCUGCGUUACUAUGAUCAGGAAGCUGGAACAGAAAAGAGUGUUUUCCCCUUGCCGGAACCACAGGAUUUCUUUCUGGCCUCCCAAGUCAAGUUUGAAGACCUCAUAAAAGAUUUGAGAAAACUGAAGAGGCAACUAGAAGCAAGUGAGAAACAGAUGGUGGUGGUGUGCAAGGAGUCCCCAAAGGAGUAUCUCCAGCCUUUCAAGGACAAACUAGAGGAGUUCUUCCAAAAAGCCAAAAAAGAGCAUAAGAUGGAAGAAAGUCACUUGGAGAAUGCACAGAAAAGUUUUGAAACAACAGUACGAUAUUUUGGGAUGAAGCCAAAGUCUGGUGAGAAGGAGAUCACACCCAGCUACGUGUUUAUGGUGUGGUAUGAGUUCUGCAGUGACUUCAAGACAAUUUGGAAACGGGAGAGUAAAAACAUAUCUAAAGAAAGAUUGAAAAUGGCUCAGGAAUCAGUCAGCAAGUUGACUUCAGAGAAGAAAGUGGAGACAAAGAAAAUCAAUCCCACUGCUAGCCUGAAAGAAAGACUGCGUCAGAAGGAAGCCAGUGUGACCACUAACUAAGAUGAAGACACAUGGAAAUGAUGGCACUGGAGGUGGAGGACCUUGCACGCAUACUCUUUGUGACCACAGGGUUGCAGGACGUUCUUGAAAGAUGUGUCACUAAAUGUUUGUUUUUGCUCAUCUCUUUCUGAGGUCAUCUGCAGAGAGUGCCCCAUGCCUUCUUUAAGAAGUCCCUCAUUAAGCCGCAGGAACAAUGGAAAACUAUUUAAGGGAACAUUGCAGAAAUAUUUGAUGACUGUUUCUUGUGGAAGCCCAAAGUCCACUCUAAGAGCAGAAGAAAUACCAAAAUGUUUCCAAAAUUUUUUUAAAAGCUGAGAUUUCCAGCUUUAUAACCAAAGCUUGAUAUAUGUCACAUUGUCACAGAAGAGAGAAAAGAUCAUUGAGGACAGUUGCCUUGGGAGAGUUCAAGUCUUUGUCGUUACACACUGCUGUUUUGAUUAUUGGUCUUAGUUUUGAUCCUGUUGCAGCAAAAUCCUGCAGCAUCUUUCUCUCCAAUAAUGUUGCAACUCACCAAAACUAUUCUUGAAGAGGUCCAAGAACAUGUAUUAUCCAGACUAAAAAAAUGAUUUUUUGUUGUUAUGGUUUACGUGAUGAAAAGGAGAAAAAACAGAAUCAUACCUGGGUGGAGAGAGGGAGACAAAUAGCCAUAAACUUCAUCCUGGAGAACAAGUUACCAUGCAAGGAGUUGACAUCAGUUGUUCAGUGAGGCCCAUUCUUGUUUUUACAUCGGUCCUUUGUGGUUUUUCUGGGCCAGCAGAGAUUCUGCACCCCAACUCCCAGGAGAAAAUGUAAUACCUGAGCAAGCACAGCCUUGGGUGUGCUUGGACAAGAGACCCAGCGGCAGAGCACCUUUUACAUUUUGGACCGUUCAUGAAUGGACAAUGUUGUGUUGAUACGCAGCCGAGUUCUACGUUAUGUGCUGUGACUGUGCAGCUGGACGACCCCCAUCCCCAGGAGGCAGUUUCCAGACAGGAGAGCAAAUGCAACUCACAGCACCUGCUCAUGACCUUGGCUGAUAGGCAUGUGAAGUAGGAUGAAGCAGGACUCUUUAAUGUCAAAAAAACUGAAGGGCAGAAAAAAGGUUCCUUACAUCAAAAUGAAAGUAAUUACAUUAAUAGAAAACUUCCAAGUGGAAUAUUGUUCACAGGCAGCUCUUUCUGACCCUGGCUCUUGAGUCACAUAAGGAAACCACCUUUGACCUCUCUGACACUUUUGUCUUUAAGCCACGUCUCUGAAAUCUUGUGAGGGGUGAAGAAAGAGGACUGGAGAUGAAUGGACAAUAUGAUCAAAGACUCAUUUUUAGGCCUUGAAGAGGCCGAGCUUUCUCCCCCCAAUUGGUGGAGGACAGUCCAGAGAUGAGCAGAAAUCUUAAAUUCCUUCCUGAUCCAGCCUCCACAUGUGGCCUGCCCCUUGCCCCAGCAUCUUUCCAGAACCCCUGGACUUGCCAGGUGCCUGAGCAUCUUCCCAGGAUAUGCCUGCCAGCCAGCAGCCCCUCAGGAAUGCUUCUAUAAUAGAUCCAGUAAUGAAAGCAGCACCAUAUCCUAAUCUAAUGUCAGCUUCGAGAAUGAAGACUGCAGUCAGGAUCAAAUCAAGUCACAGAAGCCAUAUUCAUGCAGGUGCUAACCGCCUUUUCUACUGGUGCAACUGAAAGGAAUAUGGUAACAUGGUUGGAUUUUUAAAAUUCACAAUGAAGGAACGAGACAAGCAAAACAGAAAAGCCGAGAAGGAACAUGCAUGACUAAAAAGGCUUGAAGUUGCUUGUGAGCAACAAGCUUUUUAUGCUGCUUUCUUACAUAGUUUCUCUUCAUUUUCACUUAACUCUGAAGACAACCAAAAGAACGGAUCAAUUAAAAACUAAUUCCACUUAUAACCAUCAUAUGCUCCUUCUAGUGUUAUCAUGCACAAGAAAAGUGCCAGUUUUACCCAUGCCAUAGAAAUCAGCUCUUUUGAGUUACAUGGGGCCAGCAGAAGUCUCAAUCCUUAUAGGCUUGAUGGUGAGAGCAGCGGGAGGUUUGAGGUGUACUCAUUGCAGUCCAGUUUGGUCUCUAAAUAGGAUGCUUACGAGAAAUCAGUGAAGGUAAGCAGGGCUGCCACUGUGGCCACGUAACCCUUCAGGAACCAGUGCUGAAGAAUAAUGAGUGAGAACACUUAAUUUGAGAGUUAGACAAAUACAGCCCACUUUGGAUUUCAUCCUAGUGAACAGACUAAAACUUUGCAGUAAAAUACCUAUUUCUACAAAGCAAGGUUUGCCUGCCUCGGUUGGGGAAACCUAGUGGUUUUGUCACACUAGUCGAUGUAUGAUGUUAGUGUUGUAAGACACCAUGGCAGAAUCUUCAUUAUUCUCACCUAUUCUGAACCCUGCGUCAUGUAUCUGGGAUGCCCCCUCCCAAGUCCACCAAUGUACCACGUUGCUGACACAGCCUUCAUUUUUAACUCAAAUUGAUGCUCAGUAAAGGUCAAUGACAAUUUGUUCAAGGAAGUUCAUCUAAAAUAAUCUGGAGGCCUUGAAAAUGAUCCCUCUAAAAUGCUGUUGAGCUUGUGUUCAGUGUAGCAGGAGGAUCUGAACUUUUCCUGGAGAGGAGGUGAUCGGGAUGCCAUUUGGCAGCUUAAGCACAUCCUGCCAGCAGGCUUUAAGUGGCUGUUCUAGGCAUAGCCCUCCCUGAACUAGAAAGGAGAGUAACCAGUUUGCUAUGCUGCGUCUCACCAGACACACCUGACUUAGUAGUAACUCUAAGAACCCUUAACUUACAAACAACUUUGUCUCCUCUUAGACAAUAUUCAUUAAAUCUGAGGACACAGUUUGACAGUAGUUCAGAUUCUUGCAUGAGCAAUUGACAGCAUCAGAGCACACAAUAUCAUAAGUUACAUAAAUUACACAAAGUACAUCAUAAAUUACACUACAGACACAUUAGGUAAAAAGCAUCAGGCCCGGGCCGGGCGUGGUGGCUCAUGCCUAUAAUCCCAGCACUUUGGGAGGCCAAGCAGGGGCGGAUCACGAGGUCAGGAGAUUGAGACCAUCCUGGCUAACACGGUGAAACCCCAUCUCUACUAAAAAUACAAAAAAUUAGCCGGGCGUGGUGGUGGGCGCCUGUAGUCCCAGCUACUCGGGAGGCUGAGGCAGGAGAAUGGCGUGAACCCGGGAGGUGGAGCUUGCAGCUAGCCGAGAUCGCGCCACUGCACUCCAGCCUGGGCGACAGUGAGACUCCGUUUCAAAAAAAAAAAGCAUCAGGCCCAUGAAGUAUCAAAAACCAGGUUAGGAGGUGUGCUGUAUGGCUUUUAUCUCAAGAAGUGGCAGCUUACUGGGGAAAAAGAAAUAAGAAAAAGUGUGGCCAAGCAGAAGUGGAUGUUUAUGAUGACGGUGGGGGCCCAGAAGUCAUAGGUGAUGGUCCUACUGCCCAACAGUUGCCUUUUGAAUCCUUAUGUUGAUGAUGGUGUCUUUCUACACACUCACUGCAACUACUCAGGAAUUAUAAAGAUUUUCUGAAAUCUGAGAAGUGGAAUAAGGAAACCCAGUGGAGCUAUUACACUUUUAAAUGUUCUAGCCAAAACAAAUUGCCAGUAUGGUUGAGGAAUUGAAUAUCAGAUGGCAUGCAGUCUCCCCUCCCCUCCCCUAUCAAGGACAGUAGAAGCUGCAAACCUCUUCUCAGCCUCCUUCAGGCACCUCCUGUUUUCAUAAGCACCAUGAAGAAUGGUGUUUCCUAAAUGAAAAGUUCAGAUACUGCUGGUAAAGAAACUGGAAAAACUGAAGGAAGGAAUAAAAUAUGUUGGUGGUAUUAACACCUCCAGUAAGAUAAGUCAUUGGUACGGUUUUUCUAAGGGCCGCAGUGAGAUGUAGCAGAAGAAAUAUGUUUAUUUUGGGCAAAGAUUUGCUUAUUGGCCUGGGAUUGCACAUUUUCUCUAUGAUGUUUGCAACAGAGAAAUUUUCAUUUUAAUGAUACUCUUCCUUUCUUGAAAGUUACAUGUCCUCAUUUCUGUUUCUGCUUCUCCCUUGGCCAGUGUCAUUGAUGCAGAUCAUUGCAUACAACAGCACAGCAAAUUGCGCCAAGUCAGUGUGUGAAUGGGAAUUAGCAAUGCACGCUUGCAGGCUCUUUUUCCAGGAACCAGGCUGUAACAUUGACCGGGGAACCUCUUCAUUCCCUGACAUACUAAAUUGGUCAAUUUUGUAGUACUCAUCUCCAUCCACAAAAACAACAAAGAUAAAAUCAAUUUGGAGCUUUAUAUGACAAAAAGGAAGAAGUCCAAAAAUAUAUAGCCUUCCCCCCUCCCACAUAUCUGAUCCAAAUAUUAAAUAUCUGAUUUUAUAAAACAGUUUAAAUUGUCUUUUUAAAUUGCUAACAAGCAUCAGUUAUAUUUGAGCUUCAUUUUUCUUUUAUCCUGUCUGUCCUAAUAAAAACAAAAAUGGCCAAAAAGUGGAGAGGAAAGAAAAAGCUUCCACUUUUUAAAAUUUGUUUUGUAUUAGUUAUUUUACCUUUAGGGACCCUACAACUGAAGAGAGUGGAGAGAAUAAAGAAGUGAACUUUCAUUCAUGUCUGCUACUUUGACCUCAUAAAGAAAUCUGCAACACAGAUGAAACCAGUCUGUGUGGCCAAGCUGAUGGGAUUUGAAAAGAGUGGAUAAUUUUUAGCCUUUCCAAAAUGCAAAUAACUUGGAUAUAUUUCCAUUUUCCAGCUAUAGAGAGAAACAAUCCAGCUGCCUGGAAACUGUUAUUAGUAUAGAAGUGGCUUAAAGAAAAGCAUCUUCAAAUACUUGACUUAGCAUAUCUUUCUUCUUUAGACUUACAUAAUGAUAUUCAUCUCUCCAUUAGCAAUUGAAUCCAGGCAUAACCGGGCUCAGUUACACAGCUUGUCUGUGACUGGGAAGCCCAUUUUGUGUCAUUUCUGCACACCUGUCCGCUGUUGACACCUUAUUAGAGGCACUGCAUUUUGGUUUCACAAUUCUUCAUCUCCCUUCCCAAGGAAUGGGCAAUCUACUGAACUUCCAGAUCAAUGCUUUGUUGGAAAGUGAUGAAUUUAAGAGAGUUUUAACAUGUCAAAUUUGAAGCCAAUUCAGUAUCCUUAUUUGUUCCAAGACUCUUAACCAAUACUGUGAUAUAAAGUUAGGAUUUGGGAAACGUGUAGUUAACAACUUGGAAACAUGAAGAUAUUAAAAUGGCAGCUGGCUAACUGUCUCUUAAGCCACUAUGCAAUUUCUACCAAUGGAGAGAUUAGGGAAGCAAAUUAAGCCUCAUUCAGUAGGUCUGCUGUCUGGUGGAACUUACGGAACUCAUUUCCUCCUCUAUCCCCAGCCCUUCUCCUAACUAUGGUGAUAACCAGGGCCAUAGAAGACCUUUUCUCUCUUACCUUUCUCUGAUAGGAUCGUGUCCUUCAGUCAAGAGCUCAUGUGAACUCCAGACUUUAUAUUACAUCUCUGAAGUUCUUGAUGUGGGGAAGAUUGACUUUUAUUCCAUUUUUAUAUGAAGGUGUUAGAUAUAGCCAUCAAUUUAUUUUUCUACAUUCCCUCUACGCUUAUGUAAUUUUCUAUUUUUAAAUCUUCUCUUAAAUAUACUGAGAAUCUCUAGUCUCCUUUUCUAAAGGCUGAUCCAACUACACUUGUGGGCUAUUUUUCCAAGCUUUGUGUGAAACUUGAUGACAUUGGGCCAGCAAAAUGCAAAGAAGACUAUAGUUUCAGGCAGAAAAUCACGUCCAAAGAAUUUGGCAUGGAUUAAACAACCUCUACCACACUAUAGCUCUCACAUAGGCUGAACAUUUUCCUAAAUUCUACCUGUGCAGACACUGAGGGGCUCUCUACCUUUGAAACUAUGAGAACGUCUUAAAUUAAUAUGAAUAUUUCUCUCCAUGUAUAGUGUGAGCUGCCAAUGCAUUAUCUUAAUACAUCAAGAAGGAAAUCAGAUUUCAGGCACACAUUAGCAAUUGUUUGUUAAUGUCCUUGGCAAACGUGUACCUGCUUUCCUUCAUUGUUCUCUUCAGGGGCUUUCUUCCACUUUCCUCUUAUGAAACGAAUGUGUUUUUGACUGUUAACUGGGUUCGCUUUCCAGAUCUGUCUUUCCCAAAUGAAAGGUUAGUCCCAUAGACCACUGGCUAUUCAGGGAAAUUACUCUCUACCUCCCCAUGACAUGGAUGAUAAGUGUUGAGGGAUGAACACUCUGGAAACUCUUAGCAUGGAUUUUGAAUUCCAGAUUUCUUUAUAGGAGAUGUAUAAAAAGGAGUUUAUAGCAUACAAAAAUUAUACUGCUCUUCCCAGUAAGGGACUAAAAGGACAUUUGAAAUCUUUACAUUUUAGAUGUUUUUGUGAAUUAUAAAUAUCUCCUUUUUCCUCGCUUCAUGCUAACUUGUCUCUAGAUAAAAUCUUAUUUCUUCAUACAUUGGACCACAAGGCAUAAAGAAGGUAGCUCAGCGCCACUGAGAUUGUGUUCUGCAUAAUAUUUGGAAGGCUUCCAUUUCCAUUGAAAACAAAUCCAUGAGUGAGAGGGAAAGUCUAGUAUCAAUUCUUCUGUUUGCUCGCAAUGACACAAAUAGGUUUUGGGGAUCUACCUAAGGGAUAGGUCUACUCCAAAAUUAUUAAAUUUAUAAUUGUGCAAUUCUGUAAUUUCCCAAGGCAUAAGUAAUAUGACCCUACUGUCAGCUAGAUGUCUUAUCUUCAAAGAGAGUAUGCAUUAAUAAAAAGAACUUCCCUUUAAAGAACCAAUCUAAAAUACUAAAAAGGCAGAAACUUUUAAAAUUAGAAAUUGGAUAAUUUUUAAGAAUCUUUAGAGAAAACAUUGGUUUAUCAUAGUCUUUUUCUUUCAUUGAGUUUUCAUUUAGACUAGCAUGGCAAGCAGGGUGGCCUUGGACUUUGAUUUAGGGGAUCGUGCUUUGGCCUGGAAAAUAAGCACUGGCCUGCAUGCCUAGAACCUGAGUGAAGGCAGUCAACAUCCUAGUAUGAAUCAGACCUAGCAGAAAUGUAAAUUAUUUCAAGUACUUCAGGGUUUAGUUUUCUUAGUGACACCCUGGACCCUGGAUGCUGCUUUCUAAAGUGCACCUGAUCCAUGCAGUUUUAUGUCUUCAUAUAACUGGUAUCUUGUGAGUUUGCAAGCAAUGGGAUGAGCAAGAAAAAAAGGACGCAUGGAGGAGAAAAAUUUGAACGAGGCUAGUGCAAUGUUUUGCUGAUAGAUUACAUUGUUAGGGAGCUGGUGAUUUUUUGCCAUGGUCGUAUCGUGGACAGCUUUUCCGUGGAAAUUCAAGGCAUCUGUAUUAGGCAAAUGUGAGUGCCCUUGAUCUUGUAUUGAUCAGUGCCAAUGUACUGGGAAAGCAGGUACCCCAGUGAAACUGGUCUGUGCUUGGUUUAACAGCUCCAACAAUUUCAGAUCCAUGGGGCUGCUUGACCAUAGACCCUGUUUACUCCAUGCCUGUUCAAAAGUCAUUUUGACUUCUAGCUUUGUUUCACUUUCUUCUUUCAAUACUUCUGUUUCCUCGUCCUUUUCCUUCAUAUUCCAUGGCUAUUUCUUUCCUACUUUACAGUUUCCCCCAGACCCAGAUUUUUUCACACCUCUGCAUCAUAGACAACUGAGUAGCUCCCUUGGCCCCUCCUCCAUCCUCUCACACCCUGUGCUCCGUUCCUCAGCCGUUUGGACAGGGAGCUCCGCUGUCACCAAGGAGCCCAUGUGAGACACACUGCUGUGACUGCCUCUUGUUAAUGUCAGCAUCACCUCAUCACUUAAGCAAAAAGGAAAAUCCAUAAAAGAGAUGGAAAAUACGUCUCUUUUUAUUUUAUUUUAAGAAGAUUGGGCGGGGUGGGGGGGGGGUUCUUAUUCUAGGCCUUCUCAAUUUCUCAUAGAUUUUACCUUAAACUAAUUAAGGCCAUUCUCUUGAUAAAUUUGUACAUCAGACCGGGUCACCAGCUAUGAUGCAGAACGCCAGAUUUUUGAAUCUCAAGUAACUUUCUGUGGUGCUGGACAAAUUGACUUAAUUCUGUGCAGGCAAACACUUUGAAUCAUAAGGAUUUUUAUUGCCGCUCCAUUCUUACUACUAUUCAUGAUUCAAACAUCUACCCCUGUUCUGAAUCAGGAUGUUGACACUUCUUGGUUAUUUUCAGAUGAACAGUAACUGCUACACUCUUGAAAGCACUUAAAAGUGCAAGCAUGUCCUAAAUAGCCAUUUAACCUGGUAAAACAUAGGCUUUUCUGUUUAAUUAAGUAUUAGACCAGUCUGUAGAUAUAAUCUGAAAAGAUUGUAGGCAGUAAUGAAGACAGUUGGGGAAAGGAGAAGGCCCUUUAAAGACAUGAAACCUUACACGCUCUUGGGAUAUUUUUAAGCAUAAUAAGCUCAUUGGAUUCAGGUAUUUUUCCCUUUGCAUUUUUAAAAAUACGUAUUUCUAAUUUGUUUGCAUAUUUAAUUUUGUCAAAGCUGAGAAAUGCUCAUGAGUUGAAUUUAUAAAUGUCAUUUGCAACCAAAUGAAGUAUUUAUUUUUAAAAAGAGAGUGAAGGAACCAACACUGAUUUGUACAUAAUAAAAAUGUGUGUAUUAUAUAUAUAUAUUUUUUCCUCCUUGACAGUACUUGGUCACAAUAUCAAGUGUAUUUUUGUACAUAAUAUAUAUUGAUUAGAAAAACGUCAAUUGUCUAUUCAAAAAAUUCUAUCUCUGUGAUAGAUUAUAUUUAUCCUAAUCUGUUGAUACCUCUGUUAAUUUGUUUUAAGAGAAUUAUAUUUUUUGGAAUUUACAGAGAAUUGCAUUCAUGGCUUUCAAUUGUAAAUAUGCUAAGGGUAUUUUAAUAAAUCUUGGUUUCAUGUCCA